GCGCUGGAGCGCGGGCUGAAGCGCCUCGGCCGAACGGGAGGCGCUCGCAGCGCCGCUGAGCAGCUGGCGAUGGGCGACGCCGGGGCCCCGGGCCCGGAGGCUGCUGCUGCGCGGGCCGAGCCGGCCGGCGUGGCGCUGAGCGUGGACGUGGCGGGGCUGUUGGCGCAGCUGGCGCGCAGCUUCGUGCUGCUGUUGCCGGUGUACGCGCUCGGCUACCUGGGCCUGAGCUUCAGCUGGGUGCUGCUGGCGCUCGCGCUGCUGGUGUGGUGCCGGCGGAGCCGCGGCCUCAAGGCCACUCGGCUGUGCCGCGCCCUGGCGCUGCUGGAGGACGAGGAGCGCGCGGUGCGCCUGGCGGUGCGCGCCUGCGACCUGCCCGCUUGGGUUCACUUUCCAGACACGGAAAGGGCAGAAUGGCUGAACCAGACGGUAAAGCAUAUGUGGCCUUUUAUUUGCCAAUUUAUAGAGAAGUUGUUUCGAGAAACCAUAGAGCCGGCCGUGCGGGGAGCAAACACCCACCUCAGCACCUUCAGUUUCACCAGAGUCGACAUGGGUCAGCAGCCCCUCAGGAUCAAUGGCGUCAAGGUGUACACUGAAAAUGUGGACAAAAGGCAGAUUAUUCUGGACCUUCAGGUUAGUUUUGUAGGAAAUUGUGAGAUUGACUUGGAGAUCAAGCGAUAUUUUUGCAGAGCUGGUGUGCAAAGUAUUCAGAUUCACGGCACGAUGCGGGUGAUCCUGGAACCGCUGAUUGGAGACAUGCCGUUAGUGGGAGCCUUGUCCAUCUUCUUCCUCAGGAAGCCCCUUUUAGAAAUUAACUGGACAGGACUGACCAACCUUCUGGACAUCCCGGGACUGAAUGGCUUAUCAGAUACUAUCAUUUUGGAUAUAAUAUCAAACUACCUGGUGCUUCCCAAUCGAAUCACGGUUCCUCUUGUCAGCGACGUCCAAAUAGCCCAGUUGCGGUUUCCGAUACCAAAGGGUGUUCUCAGGAUACACUUCAUUGAAGCUCAGGACCUUCAGGGGAAGGACACCUACCUUAAGGGGCUUGUCAAGGGCAAGUCAGACCCCUAUGGCGUGAUCCGAGUCGGCAGCCAGCUCUUCCAGAGCAAGGUCAUCAAGGAGAGCCUGAGUCCAAGGUGGAACGAGGUGUAUGAGGCCUUGGUCUAUGAGCACCCUGGACAGGAACUGGAAAUCGAGCUCUUCGACGAAGACCCGGACAAGGACGACUUUCUGGGAAGCCUCAUGCUCGAUCUGACCCAAGUGGAGAAGGAGCGCCUUCUGGAUGAAUGGUUCACCCUGGACGAGGUCCCCAGAGGAAAGCUGCACCUGAGACUGGAGUGGCUCACACUCUUGCCACAUGCUGCCCACCUGGACCAGGUGCUCACAGACAUCAGAGCCGACAAAGGCCAGGCCAACGAUGGUCUCUCGUCUGCCUUGCUGGUCUUGUACCUGGACUCCGCGAGGAACCUCCCGAGUAUCUACGAGGGAAACUUUGGGUGUGGCUACCUGAAAGAGAGGCGAGCCUCUGGACUGGUGUUCUGUGAAAAUACCGCCUCAGUCUGUAGAGCGCUAUUUUCGGGGAAGAAAAUAAACAGCAACCCAAACCCUCUUGUGCAGAUGUCGGUUGGCCACAAGGCUCAGGAGAGCAAGAUUCGGUACAAAACCAAUGAACCUGUGUGGGAGGAGCACUUCACGUUCUUUGUCCACAAUCCCAAGCGCCAGGACCUUGAAGUCGAGGUCAGAGAUGAGCAGCACCAGUGCUCCCUGGGGAACCUGAAGAUCCCUCUCAGCCAGCUGCUCACCAGCGACGACAUGACCAUCAACCAGCGAUUCCAGCUCAGCAACUCGGGCCCCAACAGCACCCUGCGGAUGAAGAUCGCCCUCAGGGUGCUGCACCUGGAGAAGCGAGAGAGAUCCCCGGACCACCCACGCUCAGCUCAAGUGAAGCGACCCUCCGUUUCCAAAGAAGGGAGAAAAAGAUCUGUCAGGUCUCAGAUGUCCCCGUCACCGGGCGCUGGUGACAGCAGCCCGGCCCCCUCCACGCCGGCCAGCGGGGGCGCCGCGAGGCCCAGCCUGGAGGAGAGAGCCCCGUCCGCGGAGGCCGGCCCUCAGGGGCUGCGAGACCUGGGCCGAAGCUCCUCCAGCCUGCAGGUCGGCGCCCCCUGCUCCCCCUGCUCCCCCAGCCACAUCGCCGUCAAGGAGCCCACCCCCAGCAUCGCCUCGGACAUAUCGCUGCCCAUCGCCACGCAGGAGCUCCGGCAGAGGCUGCGGCAGCUGGAGAACGGGACGGCGCUGGGACAGUCUCCGCUGGGGCAGAUCCAGCUGACCAUCCGGCACAGCUCGCAGAGAAACAAGCUGGUGGUGGUGGUGCACGCCUGCAGAAACCUCAUCGCCUUCUCUGAGGACGGCUCCGACCCCUACGUCCGCAUGUACUUGCUGCCGGACAAGAGGAGGUCAGGAAGGAGAAAAACACACGUGUCAAAGAAAACUCUGAACCCCGUGUUUGAUCAGAGCUUUGAUUUCAGCGUUUCGUUACCGGACGUGCAGCGGAGAACGCUGGAUGUUGCCGUGAAGAACAGCGGCGGCUUCCUGUCCAAAGACAAAGGGCUUCUGGGCAAAGUGUUGGUUGCUCUGGCGUCAGAAGAACUGGCCAAAGGCUGGACCCAGUGGUAUGACCUCACGGAAGACGGGGCGCGACCACACGUGGUGGCUUAGGCCGAGCUGGGCCCGGGGCGCCCCCUGGCUGCCGCCGCCCGCCCGCGGGCUCGAAGGCCCCCCCGCCCCGCGCACCAGGGCCACUUGUACACUUCAUGUUCUUCGCUGGACGCACCUUAAUCGUUUUAUAAAACGUGGACAUUUCAGGCAUAUUUGGCCAACAUGAGGGUUAAAGUUUGUAUGCGGGACGUCCCCUGGUGUCUGGUCGGCUGUCCCAGCCUGCGGUCGGGCAGCAGCCGCCUUCGUGU
Messenger RNA from Pteronotus mesoamericanus, 2960 nucleotides. It is a transcript of the gene ESYT2, whose product is annotated as extended synaptotagmin 2. Gene Ontology annotation, biological process: lipid transport. Bases 70 to 2712 code for a protein of 880 amino acids. Gene Ontology annotation, cellular component: endoplasmic reticulum membrane; extrinsic component of cytoplasmic side of plasma membrane. Gene Ontology annotation, molecular function: phosphatidylinositol binding; phosphatidylethanolamine binding; phosphatidylcholine binding. NCBI's taxonomy places the organism in Eukaryota, Metazoa, Chordata, Mammalia, Chiroptera, Mormoopidae. The record is from RefSeq and is a predicted model, not a curated record. The transcript is spliced from 23 exons.